AUGGAUGACUUUGACAUCGAGAUGGGCGACGCUGUCGACGUGCCAAUGGAAGAGCAAGAGGUUGCUGAUAUAUUAGUCGGCGAUGAUCAACAGGAGGACGGCGAGGUUGAGGAGCCCAUCACAAACGAGCCAGCAGGCGACGAUUCGCCAACCGUUUUACCACACAAAAUCCACAUCCGAGGCCUGGAGGUAUUGGACGAGACCCAACUCAAGCAGUACGUCUCCGCACAUGUCGGAGGAAAAGGUGCCGACCGCAUCGAGUGGGUAGACGAUUCGUCAGCCAACCUGGUCUUCAACUCCGAAUCAGCUGCGCAGGACGCCCUCAAGGCACUCGCAGCUGUAGAGAUCUUGGACGUGACCCAACUCCCGCCCCUCGAGGUCCUGCCCGCCAAGCCCGUUCCCGAGAGGCCAGAGGUCGCGCUGCAGGUGCGAUUUGCCCUGGAAUCCGACAAAAAGGUCAAGGGCGCCGCACAGAGAAGCAGGUUCUACCUCUUCCACCCGGAAUGGGACCCUGAGACUGAGGAAGGAAAACGCCGACGCGAGGGCCGAGACAGAAGAUACCGUGAUCGCGAGGACCGGGGAGGGUACCGACGAAAUGGGAGGGGCAGGUACGACGACCGCAACGAGGAAGAGCCUGAGCCAUUUGAUGUCAACCUCUACGACGAUGACACGGGCGCGCUCGCUCGACGCGUGACUCCGAGAGGCGAGCGACGAAGACGUGAUUCGCGAUCACCGUCCAACGAAGCAGAAUCCGACCGAUACAGGCCCCUCAACGCCGGAAAGGAACUCUUUCCCAGCAAUUCUAGAAAAGAGCUGUUCCCCAACAAGAAGCCCAGAGAUACGCUUCGUUCAGAGCGGGGAGCACACUCUCGUGACCGGUCUCGGUCUCCGGCUCGGGACGAGCAGGACGCGAUGAUGGACGAUCUCGCGAAGGACAGGGAGGCGCAGCGCAACCGCGAGAAGGCGCGAUCACUCAAGGAGCGCAUCUCCAGGCCAAAUCCUAGCAAUAGCGCCAGAGAACUGUUCCCUAGCAAGGCAUCAGGUGGUAGCAAGGCCCAAAUGGACCAAGUACCCGCAGACAUGCUAGCUGGUAUGCUACGACUUUCCUACGACGGCAGUGCCGAGUUUCCCCCUUCUUUCUCUGCAUUUCAUUCUCGGCAGACGCCAAGCCAAAGCAUCAAAGUGGUAACCCUCAAAUUUGUAGAUCGCAUAACGGACCCCAGCAACGGUAUCUCAAUCAAGGGUCUAGCGCGCCAAUCCAACUCACAGCAGGGAAUCUCGAUCAAGGGCAGCGCGAACAAGAAGGAAUUGUUCCCGGACAAACUCAGCGGGAACGUGAACUCUGGGAAGGAGCUGUUUACUGAUAGGCUUGAGGGAAGGGGUCGCAGGCGUCAAAAAGCGGAGGAUCUGUACUUCUGA
Molecule: messenger RNA, 1419 nt
Organism: Diaporthe amygdali
Lineage: Eukaryota; Fungi; Ascomycota; Sordariomycetes; Diaporthales; Diaporthaceae
Exons: 2
Coding region: 1-1419 (472 amino acids)
Cellular component (GO): nucleus; cytosol
Molecular function (GO): mRNA binding; RNA 7-methylguanosine cap binding
Source: RefSeq, a predicted model, not a curated record